Castor canadensis (American beaver) is the source of this 3147-nucleotide messenger RNA. Lineage: Eukaryota; Metazoa; Chordata; Mammalia; Rodentia; Castoridae. The record is from RefSeq and is a predicted model, not a curated record.
GUGCUGUGGGCAGAGCGCGGAGGCUGGACCUGGGCGGUGAGGACCUGCAGGCCCGCUGAGCCCCAUCCCAUCCCUCAUCUCAUCCAGCUGCUCUGGGGAAGGGAAAGUUAAGUGGUGUGGAACUGCGGAGUGCCGGGGUCUGGCUGGGGCGUGGUGUCCUAGCAUCUUGCCUGCCGGAGUCCAAGAGGUCCCAUUGAAGCUGGGCCGCUGGGCUGGCCGGUCGUGGUGUUUGUUUAGAUUUUUGCUCCUUAGUGUCCUCUUGAGUGUGCAGAGUUGUCCUUGCGUUAGUGGGAGGAAUCUCUUGAGCUUCCACUGCUCUCUGCUCCGUUGACCCCUUGCCACUGCGACAUGCUGCUGGCACAGAUACGUAGGCACCGGGAGGUACCUAGCUAGCUUCCAGUGAACCCUUCUAAUGUAGGCACAGCUGCCCUAAACCUAGUUAGUGCUAUAGUAAUUUAAUCUUGCCGUUUAGCAGAUGGUGUUUCUGCAUAUUUUUUCAGGGAUUCAUGAAAGUUUGAGACUUGGUGCCUCCCAUCUCCUAAAUUGUCUGCCUUCCACCUUCUUUUGCCAGCUUUUGUUAUUAUUUUUCCUCUGAAAUUUUUGUUAAGCUUGUUUUUUCCUUCCCACAGUCACCAGCUUUGUUUAGGGUCCCUGUGGUCUGAAAUCAGAAUUGUUGCAGCAGGCUCCUGGCUGUCCUAAACAGAUCAUCUUCUUGGUAUACUGUUUUUCUAUUGUGAUUGUAUCAUGGAAAAUCAACUGGCUAAAUCAGUUGAAGAACGAACAUUUCAAUACCAGGAUUCUCUCCCAUCACUGCCUGUUCCUUCACUUGAAGAAUCAUUAAAAAAAUACCUUGAAUCAGUAAAACCAUUUGCAAAUGAUGAAGAAUAUAAGAAAACUGAAGAAAUAGUUAAAAAAUUUCAAAAUGGAGUUGGAGAAAAAUUACAUCAGAAAUUACUUGAAAGGGCAAAAGGAAAAAGAAAUUGGCUGGAAGAGUGGUGGCUGAAUGUUGCCUACCUGGAUGUUCGUAUACCAUCACAACUGAAUGUCAACUUUGUGGGGCCUUCCCCCCAUUUUGAACAUUACUGGCCUCCAAAGGAAGGCACUCACUUAGAAAGAGGAAGUAUAAUACUUUGGCAUAACUUGAACUACUGGCAGCUAUUAAGAACAGAAAAAGUGCCUGUUGAUAAAGUUGGAAAUAUUCCACUAGAUAUGAAUCAAUUCCGAAUGUUGUUUUCUACCUGCAAGAUUCCAGGAAUUACUAGAGAUUCAAUUAUCAAUUAUUUUAAGACUGAGAGUGAAGGGCAUUGCCCAAAUCACAUUGCCGUGUUAUGUCGAGGCAGAGUGUUUGUCUUUGAUGUAAUGCAUGAAGGAUGUUUGAUCACUCCACCAGAGCUUCUCAGACAACUGACAUAUAUCUACAAGAAGUGCCAUAGUGAGCCUGAUGGACCUGGGGUACCAGCAUUGACCUGUGAGGAGCGAACCCAAUGGGCCAAGGCACGAGAACAUCUGAUUAGUCUUAAUCCGCAAAACUUGACUUUCUUAGAAAAAAUUCAGAGCAGUUUAUUGGUAUAUUCCUUCGAGGAUGGCAGUCCACAUGUAACUCCACAAAAUUAUUCUCAGGUACUUGAAGCACUUCUUGUUGGAGAUCCAGUAGUGCGCUGGGGUGACAAAUCCUAUAAUUUGAUUUCCUUUUCUAAUGGAAUAUUUGGCUCUAAUUGUGAUCAUGCACCUUUUGAUGCGAUGACUAUGGUUAGCAUUGGCUAUUAUGUUGAUGAAAAAAUUUUAGAGACUGAAGGAAGAUGGAAGGGUUCAGAGAAAGGACAGGAUAUACCACUUCCAGAGGAGCUUGUUUUCACUGUGGAUAAGAAAAUAUUAAAUGACAUCAACCAAGCAAAAGCCCAGUACCUCAAACAGGCAUCUGAUCUACAAGUUGUAGCAUAUGCCUUCACAUCUUUUGGCAAAAAGCUAACCAAGAAGAAGAUGCUUCACCCUGACACAUUUAUUCAGCUUGCACUUCAGCUGGCCUACUACAGAUUACAUGGAAGCCCUGGUUGCUGCUAUGAAACAGCCAUGACAAGAUAUUUUUAUCAUGGUCGUACAGAGACUGUGCGCUCAUGUACAGUAGAAGCAAUCAAGUGGUGCCAGUCCAUGCAGGAUCCUUCUGCCAGCUUUCUUGAGAAGCAGCAAAACAUGUUACAAGCUUUUGCAAAGCAUAAUAAAAUGAUGAAAGAUUGUUCAGCUGGAAAAGGAUUUGACCGGCACCUUUUAGGUCUGUUACUCAUAGCAAAAGAGGAAGGCCUCCCUGUUCCAGAACUCUUCACUGACCCACUUUUCUCCAGAAGUGGAGGAGGUGGAAAUUUUGUUCUCUCAACAAGUCUGGUUGGUUAUUUGCGAGUUCAAGGAGUGGUGGUUCCCAUGGUACACAAUGGAUAUGGAUUUUUCUACCAUAUCAGAGAUGACAGGUUCGUUGUGGCUUGUACAGCCUGGAAAUCAUGUCUGGAUACUGAUGCAGAAAAGCUAGUUCAGCUGAUUUUUUGUUCUUUCCAUGAUAUGAUGCAGCUGAUGAACACUGCUCAUCUUUAGAGAUUAGGCACUUACCAAAUGUAUCAAUAAGCCGGGUAUUGAGAUUGAAUUGGUGAUAUAAGGUAUGAGGGAAUGUUGACUUAAAGAAAUUUGUUAAGUGUAGAAAUGAGUAGAAUCAUGUUCUCUAAAUUUUUUUCUGCCAUGGAAGGUAGAAAUAUUUUAAAGCUUCCUCUGAUGCAAUAACAAAGCAAAUUAUGAUAUAGUGACUAGAACUAUGCAGUGUUUAAGAUAAGCCUCAACAAUGCAAAUCUACAAAUUUUAACAAUGCAAAUCUUACUCUAAUUUUAAAAUAUUUUGUUGGUACUUGUGUAGGUUACAAAAUCCUUUCUGAACACAUAGAAUCUAUCUUUCAAGCACUUUAACGUUUUCUAAUUGCCAAAGGAUAUGAAAUACAUGAUUGGAUGCUGAUUUCCCUAACAUCAGUGCCUUCCAUACUCACUACAGGGAUACAAGCCUAUUGUGUUUGAUGAGAAAAACCACUGUAAUUCAGUUCUGAUCUAAAAUAGUUUCUUUGAACAAACAGAAGAAUUAGGUCAAAGUAGGGAGAUUUAUAUCCUCUAUAAC